AUGAUUCAAAUUCAAUCGAAGUUUUCGAAUAUCGUUGAAGAAAUUUUUAACAUAAUAAAAUUAUUAAAAAAGGUAAUUUUAUACUUAGAACUUAGAUAUAGUCAUAUAAGCAUAAUAUAUGAUGUCUUAGAGACAUUUGGCUUAAUACCAUAUCCAAAAAUAAUAACGCAAGUUAUAGAAGAAAAACCUAUAGAUGUUGAUGGAACUUUAAUUUAUCCAUCACUAUCUCAUCCGAAUCCAAAUGGCACAGAGUUUGAUAAUCUUUAUCUUGAUAUGAAUGGUAUAGUUCAUCCUUGCACCCAUCCGGAAGAUAAACCAGCACCCACAAAUGAGGAUGAAAUGAUGCUUGAAAUAUUUAAGUAUACAGAAAGAAUCAUCAAUAUGGUUAGGCCUAGGAAACUUUUAAUGAUAGCACUUGAUGGUGUAGCACCAAGAGCUAAAAUGAAUCAACAAAGGUCAAGAAGAUUUCGAGCUGCCCAAGAUGCAGAAAAGAAAGCAUCUGACUUAGAAGAAUUUUUAAAACUUUUAAAAGCCUCAGGAAAAUCUAUAGAUGAAACUUUAGAAAAGAAGAAAGCAUGGGAUAGCAAUGUCAUAACACCAGGGACACCCUUUAUGGAUGCUUUAGCAAAAUCUUUAAGAUAUUGGAUUAUUUAUAAAAUCAAUUCGGAUGUUGCAUGGAAAAAUUUGAAAGUAAUUGUUUCAGAUGCUAGCGUUCCUGGAGAAGGAGAACACAAGAUUAUGGAAUUUAUAAGAAGUCAAAGAUGUAGUCCAGGAUACGAUCCUAAUACUCAACAUGUUAUAUAUGGGUUAGAUGCUGAUCUUAUUAUGCUUGGACUUGCUACUCAUGAGCCUCAUUUUCGAGUUUUGAGAGAAGACGUUUUUUUUCAGGAUGCUAAUUCAAAAGGUUGUCAUAUUUGUGGUCAAAUCGGUCAUUUUGCAAGAGAAUGCACUGGUGUUAAAAAAAAAGAUGAAAUAGUUGAAGAAAAACCAAACCAUUCUUUCCUAAAACCUUUUAUUUGGCUUCGUAUUGAUAUUUUGAGAGAAUAUUUAGAAGCGGAACUUAAUAUUCCAAAUACUUCUUUUCAAUUUGACCUUGAACGUGCUAUAGAUGAUUGGGUCUGCCUAUGUUUUUUUGUAGGAAAUGAUUUUUUGCCACAUUUACCAAGUUUAGAUAUACACGAAGGGGCAAUUGAAACCUUAGGAAAUAUAUGGAAGGAAAAACUUCAUGAAAUGGGAGGCUAUUUAACUAUGGAUGGAAAAAUAGACUUAAAACGAGCCGAAAUCAUUCUUCAAGCAUUAGGUCAGCAAGAAGAUCACAUAUUUCGUAAAAGACACGAAACAGAAGAGCGGUUAAAUGAAUCGAAUAAACGAAGAAAAAUAGACAAAAACAUUUCUUCUCAACAUUAUAAAAAAACGUCACAAGAAAAAACUCUUUUAUAUAAUGCUAAUUCUGGAAAUACAGAAUUAUCUAGCUCCAAAUAUAUACCUUAUUUACCAAACGAUCUAAUAAUGCCUUCAAACAAAGAAGAUGUGAAAAUGAUUACAAUAACAAAUAGAAAUGCAGUCCUUAAUAGAAAAAAUUUAAAAUUAGCCAAUAAUACAAAUAAAAAUGCAAUACAACUAUUAAAAGAAAUAAAUAACGAUAAUUCAGAAGAAACUCAAGAAAUAAGUUCUAUUGUAAAAAAAUCAUACAAUUACCAAAAUUGUGCUGUUAGUACAAAAUCAUCUAUUCUUGGAAAACGUAAAGCAGAUACAUUAGAUGAUAUUUCAAAACAAAACUCAGCGCAUGAUAAUAAUCCAGAUAAUGUACAAGAUACUGUUCGCCUUUGGGAACCAGGCUUUCAAAAAAGAUAUUAUGAACAAAAAUUUCAUAUUUCAGAAUUAGAUAUAGAGUCUCGUAGAAGAAUUGUCGAAUAUUAUAUAGAAGGAACUUGCUGGGUAUUACUAUAUUAUUAUCAAGGCUGUCCAUCGUGGAAAUGGUAUUAUCCGUAUCAUUAUGCACCUUUUGCAUCUGAUUUCAAAAAUAUAUCAUCUUUAAAUAUUCAGUUUGAACUCGGAAAGCCUUUUCUACCUUAUGAACAACUAAUGGGUGUUCUUCCUUCUGCUAGCAAAGAUAGCCUUCCAAGACCAUUACAAUCUCUUAUGAUAGAAGAACAUUCUGAAAUUAUUGAUUUUUACCCAAAAGAAUUCCCUAUUGACAUGAAUGGAAAAAAGUUUUCAUGGCAAGGAGUUGUUUUACUUCCUUUUAUUGACGAAAAAAGACUCCUUAAAGCUAUUGAGAAAGUAUAUCCACAACUAUCAGAAGAGGAAAAAUCCCGAAAUACUAUAGGAAAUGAUACUCUUUUUAUAUCAGAAGGGAAUGCCUUAUACGAUAACUUAAUUCUAUCUUUAUGUAGUAAGAAAAAGGACUCUGAAAAGUCUAUUAAACUAAAUACAAAAUUAAGUAAUGGCCUCUCAGGUAUUGUUUUACAAGAUGAAAAUUGGAUCCCAAAUAGCACAAUAUUUAGUCCUUUAACAAAAGUAUCUUUUCCAGAUGUUGAAAAUGAUAGAUCAUUAAGUCUUAUUUACAAAAUAUCUAAAUCUUCAAAUAUUCAUAAGUCAAUGCUUUUACGUGGCGUAAAACUUAAUAAAAGACAUUUAGACAUUAAUGAUAUACGACUAGUUCAUUUAGGAUUAUCAAAUCCGCAAAAAAAUAAUUCUUCACAGCAUUUUUCUGGAUAUAUAAAUUUAAACAAUAUUUUUUCAAAACAGUGUAAAACACCAGAAACUAAUGUCAACCCAAAUCCUAGUACUAUAUCUUUUCAUAAUCAAAAUGAAAGGAAAGAACAUUACUACAAUUUUAAUAUCUAUAAUCAUCAAAAAUAUCAUGACACUUCUCAAAAAAAAAGUCCAUUACAUUAUCCAAAUUAUCAUAAUGAAAUAAACCAGAAUAAAUCACCAUGGCUUAGAAACUAUUCAGCAAAAUCUGAUAGCUAUAAAAACUACUUAGAGUUUCCAUCAAAUUAUUCAAAUACAUAUCCUUAUAAUCAUCAUUACCAAUAA
Molecule: messenger RNA, 3042 nt
Organism: Pneumocystis jirovecii RU7
Lineage: Eukaryota; Fungi; Ascomycota; Pneumocystomycetes; Pneumocystales; Pneumocystaceae
Product: ssRNA exonuclease RAT1
Exons: 11
Coding region: 1-3042 (1013 amino acids)
Biological process (GO): nuclear-transcribed mRNA catabolic process
Cellular component (GO): nucleus
Molecular function (GO): 5'-3' RNA exonuclease activity; zinc ion binding; RNA binding
Source: RefSeq, a predicted model, not a curated record